ACCAGUUGGCUACUGAGCUAUCAGCCAAAUUCAGUAAUGUUUUUACUGUGAUGCCUUAAUUGACACACUCAUUUACUUCUGACAAUAGAAAAAUUACAGUUUUUUUUUUUUUUUUUCCCUCAUAACCUUAAACAGACUUUCACCUCUGUGGACAUGGAAGUGGGAAAUCACACGAUCCUGACUGAAUUCAUCUUGAUGGGCUUCACAGCAGACACCCGGUUACAGCUGAUUCUAUUUGGAAUAUUUCUGAUGGUCUAUUUGAUGACCUUGUCAGGGAACAUGACCUUGGUUAUCUUAAUCUGGAUUGAUUCCCGUCUUCACACACCUAUGUACUUCUUCAUACGCAAUCUGUCUUUUCUAGAUCUCUGGUACACCUCUGUGUAUACCCCCAAAAUCAUAGUUAAUUGUGUCUCAGAAGAUAAGCGUAUUUCCUUGGCUGGCUGUGGGGCCCAGGUGUUCUUUUCCUGUGUUGUAGCCUACACUGAGUGCUAUCUCCUAGCAGCCAUGGCGUAUGACCGCCACAUGGCAAUUUGUAACCCCUUACUCUAUUCAGGUACCAUGUCCAGUUCUCUCUGUACUGGACUAGUUGCUGGCUCCUACAUUGGAGGGUUCUUGAAUGCCAUAGCCCAUACUGCCAACACUUUCCGCCUGAGUUUUUGUGGUAAGAAUAUCAUUGACCACUUCUUCUGUGAUGUACCACCAUUGGUAAAAAUGUCCUGUACCAAUACAAAGGUCUACGAAAAAGUGCUCCUGGGUGUGGUGGGCUUCACAGUCCUCUCCAGCAUUCUUGCCAUCUUGAUUUCUUAUUUCAACAUCUUUCUGGCUAUUCUGAGGAUCCACUCAGCCACAGGAAGACGUAAAGCCUUCUCAACCUGUGCUUCCCACCUGAUCUCAGUCAUGCUCUUCUAUGGAUCCUUACUCUUCAUGUAUUCAAGGCCUAGUUCCACCUACUCCCUGGAAAGAGACAAAGUGGCUGCCCUGUUCUACACUGUGGUGAACCCAUUGUUCAACCCUCUCAUCUACAGUGUGAGGAACAAAGAUGUCAAAGGGGCUUUGAGAAAAGCAUUACAAACCAUACGACAAUGAGGAUGAAAGUCAUCAUUUAUCUUCUUAAUGAAUGCUCUUACUGUAUUUUCCAAAUCAUUGACUUUUAGAAGUGUUUGAAAAUAUUGAUCUAUUUCAAUUCAAUUCCAUUAAAUCUAUUAAAGUUGGAUUUAAUAAAAUACUAAGUAAACAAUGCCUUAAUUUUCAUUAUGUUGUUGUUUAGGAGGUGUUUAGAUUAUAAAAAAGAAUGUCUACCAAACUUUCAGAGAAGAGUUAACACCACUACUACUAAAGGUAUUUAAGAGCAUAGAAAAGGAUGGAAUACUCCCAAACUCAUUCUAUGAAGCCACCAUAUCCCUGAUACCAAAACCAGGUAAAGACACCACAAGAAAAGAAAAUUAUAGACCUAUGUCCCUCAUGAAUGUAGAUGCAAAAAUCCUCAACAAAAUUCUAGCCAAUAGAAUUCAACAACAUAUCUAAAAAUAAUUCACCAUGACCAAGUAGGAUUCAUACCAGGUAUGCAGGGAUGGUUCAACAUUAGAAAAACAAUUAAUGUAAUCCACCACAUAAAUAAAACAAAAGACAAGAAUCACAUGAUUUUAUCAAUUGAUGCAGAAAAGGCAUUUGACAAAGUUCAACACUCAUUCAUGAAAAAAACUC
Messenger RNA from Loxodonta africana (African savanna elephant), 1704 nucleotides. Its product is annotated as olfactory receptor 9G4-like. Gene Ontology annotation, biological process: sensory perception of smell; G protein-coupled receptor signaling pathway. The record is from RefSeq and is a predicted model, not a curated record. Bases 154 to 1086 code for a protein of 310 amino acids. The transcript has a single exon. Gene Ontology annotation, molecular function: olfactory receptor activity; G protein-coupled receptor activity; odorant binding. Gene Ontology annotation, cellular component: membrane. NCBI's taxonomy places the organism in Eukaryota, Metazoa, Chordata, Mammalia, Proboscidea, Elephantidae.